Messenger RNA from Neogale vison (American mink), 1508 nucleotides. RefSeq names its product transmembrane protein 207 (gene TMEM207). The transcript has 5 exons. The record is from RefSeq and is a predicted model, not a curated record. The coding region runs from base 54 to 488 and encodes 144 amino acids. Lineage: Eukaryota; Metazoa; Chordata; Mammalia; Carnivora; Mustelidae.
GGAGAUCCAUACAGAAGCCCAGCCACUCGCUUUGAGCAGCUCAUUCCUUAAGUAUGUUGGGACCCAGACCUUUCAGUUUUACUUCAGUGAUCUCAAAAGCAGGAACCUCGUGUUUGCCACUCUUCCAGUUGGUGCUCUCGGACCCACCAUGUGAAGAAAAUGAAAUGUGCAUAAACUAUAAAGAUCGAUACACAAGGGACUGGUAUAUCUGGUUCUUGCUGCUGAUUUUCCUGGUUACUCUUCUCUGUGGAGUCAUGUUCUUCUGCCUCCAGUGCUGGCUGAGGAGACCCCGAAUGGAAUCCCCAAGUCGCACCAUGGCUGUUUUUGCUCUUGGAGACUUGGACCCCGUUUAUGGGACAGAAGUGGCUGUAACACCAACUGUUGGAAUUCACCUUCAAACUCCAAACCCUGAAAUGUGUCCUGCUCCAUGUUUUGGCACUUUAGACCCCCCACCUCCAUAUGAAGAAAUUCUGAAAUCAAGCCGAUAGCUCCAGAUCAUCAACUGACAACAUUAGAAAUAUUUUUUAAAAAUUCUGAAAUGUCAAAUGUAGGAACAAUUGUUUUAUUUAGUGUGAAUUUUCAGAAAUCAAUUAAUAUAGCCUGAAAAAGGACAAUUAAUAUAGUCUGCAAAAAGACAAGAGAAUGAAUGUAGAGAAAAAAUUUCGGUCAGGGAGAUGUUGCAGUAGUGAAUUACUGGACUUUACGUGUAUCAUUGCUGUGUUCUGUUUCAUGCUAUACAACCAAGUGAUUGUCUCUCUAUCAACACUCCCAUUAACACAUGGAGUAGUCUCCAUUAAGUACGAUUCCACUCCAGUACACAUCACAGCUUUCUCUGACUUAUUCUCUGUUUUCAUCCGACCCCUCCCCUCAUAUGGAGUUAAUAAGAGUUAUCAUAAUUAAAUGAUGGUCCAAGCGGAGAUUCAGACAUGUCCAGACCCAAACCAGAAAGAGAAUAUUUGAAUUAAGGUAAAAGGUGAGAGUAGGAACAAGGGGCACUCAGAGUUGAAGGAUGAAGGGUGAAUGAAGGAGAUUAAAAGUCCUCGUUCGAAAAGGUGCCUGUCUCAGCCUGAGGAGAGAAAAAGUGUAGAUGGAGGCUAAAGGAGACCCCAAAACUGUGCGGCAUGUGUAAUAACACAGUGUGGAGAAGGAGGAGGCUCCUGUUUGGAUGGUAAAUGUAGGCUCUAGAGCCCAGAGUCUUUCUCUGGUACCUGGAGACUCGGCAUUUCUUGGGGAACUAUGAUAAGAAUCUUUGGCUUAGAUAUCAAUGUUCUUAUUGAGAACACUGACUACAGAAGUAGCAAUGGGACAGUUUCAGCAUUUUUGCCGUGACCAUGAGCAACAGGGGGCCAGGAAAUGAAAUCCAUGCUAGAACAGCCAGUGGUGUUCAGCUGACAAAUCUGUUAAACAAAACAACUGACACCUCCACGUGUUUAUUUAAAAUACCUCUUAAGACAGCUUGACCAAAUUUAUCUCCUAAUCUUUUCGCAAACUUGAUUUUCCAAACUUUC